AUAUAUAUCGAUAGCUUGUACAAUUUUAAUCGAUGUCAACAAAUAUCGGCAUUCGGCAUUGUUGUUAAAGGAAUAAAUCACUUUUACAAAAUCUAGGCAGCUGACAUGAAACAGACUUCUUCUGGUUGCAAAUAUUUCACUGGGCACAGGGUAUCUGCUAGUCGGUCAGCCUCAACUGAGCUGAGCUCUUACUCGUUAUUGUUCGAUUGAUAGGCGAAUUGAUUGACCGAAUCAAAUGGGCUGCUUUGACGGUUGUCUCUUGCUGCUGGCUGCUGGCGUUUAUCUUGUCGCUUGUCAACCGAUCUGUGGCCAAUUGUGGCUCCAAGCCGAGGGAAGCUGGCAAUUGAAGGUCAAGGAGGGGGGCGUGGGUUCGUUUCAGAGCUAAGCCGGCCAGUUUCCGCAUUGGCCGAGAACUGGCUUUGGCCUGAUCCGAUCAGAAUGGGCGCUAUAAAAGCCCAACGGGCACGGGCAGCUGUCAAUUAGUUACGUUUCAAGCGUCGCGCCAUUCACAGAAGCCAACAUGAAGUUCGCCGUUGUCGUAGUCUUGUUCGCUCUGGCCUGGGGUGUCCACGGUUCGGUGGUGCCGCUGCUGACCUCCGCUCAUGGCUCCGCCGUGGUGCUGGGCGCUCCGGCCGUGGCCGGCUCAGUGGCCGUGCACGCCUCCGCGGUGCCCGCCGCUGUGCCCAUUGCCAUUGCACCAGCCGGACCCAUUCUGGUGCAGUCGGCGGCCCAUUCGAUUGCCCAUGCUGCUCCAGUUGUGGUUGCAGCUCCGGCGCCCGCUGUCGUGGCCGUUGCCGCUGCGCCCGCCUCGUAUGUGGCCAAGACGCGCGGUGCCGUGCAUGUCGCCCCGCUGCCCGGACAUGUCCAGAGCGCCGCCUCCGUCAACCUGGAGCCCGCACCAGGCACUUGGUAGAGAUCACACUCUGGGAUUACAAUUGCAACAGACCUGCCUUUGACCUUGCCAUCGAUUCGUUUUUAGUUUCCAUUGUUUUUUUGUUUAUUUCCCGAAAAGCUAUCCCACACACAUCUUACUGCCAUCUAAGUCACGCUUCGCCUCUUUGGCCAGCUCCUCUCCUACUCUACUUAUUCUGGUCUACUCUAUGUACUUCUAUUCCUUACGAUCUGUUAACCAAAUGAUAUUCUCACAUGCACAUGAAAAAUUGUUUCCAA
Drosophila novamexicana is the source of this 1170-nucleotide messenger RNA. RefSeq names its product adult cuticle protein 1. The transcript has 2 exons. The record is from RefSeq and is a predicted model, not a curated record. Lineage: Eukaryota; Metazoa; Arthropoda; Insecta; Diptera; Drosophilidae. Bases 521 to 913 code for a protein of 130 amino acids.